CAGGUCAUCUCGGUCAUCUGUCUAGCCUUCUACAUGUUGCGGUACAUAGCUUUGGACGAGAUGAGAGACUCAAUAGGUAAGUUGGUAGGGGGCUGUAUUAAUCCACACAGCUGAUCUGGGAUUAGGAGCUGUUGGGGUUUAGUCACUGACGCGCGUGGAGUUAAUUCGUUUGGCGGCUGUUCAACAGCUGUCAAAUAUGGCGUGUAACGUUUCGACGGGCCCCCCCCCCCCAAAGUAAAAAUUGAGAAAUAUUUUAACCAUUGUUUAUAUUGUUCAUGCCCGAUAUUUAGGUGACCGACCACACUGCGAUAAAUGAUUAAGUUUGACAAGGGGGUGUGUUUAAGCCAAGUAUAGGAAAUAGUAAAACAGGUUUUGUGAAAGCUUAAAAAAAAAAACAGGGAGCAUCCAUCAGCAGACGACAUAGGCAAGGAGUAAAAGAGAUUGAGAAAAACAAAAGGAACUUGGCAAGCUAGUGGCGGUAAGAGUGGCUGUUAACAGUGGCGUAGCUAGGGUUAGUCCAAGUUGGGGUAGGACAAGAUUUUGUCAACCCCGUCUUCACGAACCCCACCCCGCCACCAACCCCUUGCCAUUGGUUGAAAAAUACCACCCAUCCAUGUAACGAAAAAAAUGCCGCAUGGGGCAGACCGCCAGUCCAUUCCACCGCCAAUCACUGGGUGUGGAAUAAUAUACAUAAUAUACAAUUUUACAUUUAAUCAAUACAAGAUUAUUCCAAUGACCUGAUCAGUCUCAUACUAUGUCACUACACAAUGGUGAUGUUAUGUCAUCAGUCACAUGACCAUCCACUGCAGACGUGAACAGUCUCAAUCAUGGCGUCAACAAUAUCAAACAUGGCGAUUAGUAGAAGUAAGCAGCAUCGAUUUUUGGUUUGUUUGAUUUUUAUUUUUCUAAAUUGUGGACUGUCUGCUGCUCUAUCCACGCCCAGAGUCCACGUGCAUCUAUCACAUGGGACUGAUCGUCUGCUGCAUACGUCAGUAAUGAUGAAGAGCAGCUACAGUGUGUAUGUUGCCGCAGUAACGUUUGUCGCCCCCCCCCCCCCCCCCCCCCCCCCACUCUAGAUAUGAAUCAAAUCUUAUCUUGAUAUGACUCACUUUUUGUAUUCUAGAUAUGACACAUAUCUUGUGAUCUAUCUAGAUAUGGCUCACUUGUUAUCAUCUAGAUAAGAUUUAGAUCUUGUCAUCUAGAAAUGACUCACUUUUUGUCAUCUUGAUAUGACACAGAUCUUGUCAUCGAGAUAUGACUCACUUGUUAUGUAGAUAUGACACAGAUCUUGUCAUCUACGCAUAACGAAUAUAAAAUAACUAAAAUCUUGUGACCUAUGUAUGACUCACGUCAUGUCGUCAUGUCAUCUAGAUAUGACUAGUUUCGUGUCAGAUAGAUAGGAUGUGUAAAUAUCUCAAAUCUUGUCAUCCAGAUUUUUAGAUGUCACUUCAUUUCAUCCUGAUUUAAACCUGAAAGUUGUCAUCUAGACAUGACUCGAUUUCAGUCAUCUUGUCAUGACUCAAAUCCUGGUCUUGAUGUAUCUUCCUGACUCCCAUAUGACUUGUUUUUUUGUUGUUAUGUUUCACAGAACUCAAGGGAAUUGUUUACGCUGGAUUCGUCCUGUAUUCAUUCCUCAUUGGCGUCUCUUUGAUCCUCCUACCGGGGGUUUACAUGGUAAGUUAAGACACUUACUUGUGGAGUGCUAAACAUGAAGAAGGAUUUUAUGUGUGUUAUUGUAAGUGGGAGGGUGGGGGGUGGGGAGGGGUAAAGGGGGAGGAGGUUGGGUGGGGGUGGAGGGUGGGAAUAGGGAGGGUGGGAAGAGGGAGGGUGGGUAGAGGGAGGAUGGGUAGAGGGAGGGUGGAGUGAGGGAGAGAGGUGGAGGGAGGCAUGAGAAGGGAGGGAAGAGGGUGGAGGGAAGUGGGUGAAGGGAAGAGAGAGGGUGAAGGGAAGCUGUUAGUGAGGCAGGGAGGGAGAGGGGUGAAAGGGAGUGAAGGCAAGAGAGUGAAAGGAGGGAGGGAGGGUGGGACAGAGAGGUCGAGUGGCAAUGAAAACGUAAAACAUAUAUUGUAAUGAAGUGUGCUAUUUAUUAAUAAAUGUUUGCUAGAAAAUUCCAGUUAAAGCUUGUCUUCUGGCCAGGGUAACACCCACCAAUUUAGACCAUUGAAAAUGCAGACCCCCCAGGGUAACACCCACCAAUUUAGACCAUUGAAAAUGCAGACCCCCAGUUAACACCCACCAAUUUAGACCAUUGAAAAUGCAGACCCCCCAGGGUAACACCCACCAAUUUAGACCAUUGAAAAUGCAGACCCCCCAGGGUAACACCCACCAAUUUAGACCAUUGAAAAUGCAGACCCCAAUCCACAAAACCUACUGUAAAACAAGCAAAGUCCAGGCCAUUGUUACAAAAGGGUUUCCAUCAUUCCUGUUUAUUCAUUUAUUAGUACAUUUAUUCAUCUGACUCCAAUUUUGUUCUCUCCCCUCUACCACCAUCUUAGGACCGGAAGUUUCUGCUGUUACCAUGGAUCUACGUGCUGGUGAUCACAGUGUUAUACGAGACAGGGGCGAUAGCUCUCAUUACAACAGUGCAUUUGGAACAGGAGCAUGUAAGUUGUCUCCUCCUGGUUGUGGUUACAUCAAGUCCAUACUAUUAGUAAAUGGGUGGAUCUGGGUGGGAAAAAGUGUUUCACAAUUGUUAAUAUUUAAAAGGAUGCAAAACUUGUCAAGAUAACUAUUUCUGCUUCUCAGUCCCAACAUUAGACAAAUUUGGCCAUUUAUCCUAAACAUGCCACAGCAGGGCCAGCACUUGGGGGUGGGGGGAGAGUGGCACCUCCCAAGGCAUCACGCUUAUGGGGUACCAUGCUUAUUAUGUAUUAUUAAUGUGUCUAUGUGUCGUUCGUAAUUCCCAGUCAAGACAGUGUACAAGAUAAUAAAAUGAUCACAGUGUUCUUUUCCCCACACCAUCCCUCAUAUUUUGCCUAUGACCUGUGAUGCACCCUCCUUGCCCUACCUCAUUUUCUGUUUAGGGUUGAUCCUGAAGUGUCAAAGUGUCCUCGUUUUAUAGCCAUUUUCAUUGUUUCUAUAGUAUAGUAGUUACUAUCCUAGUGUCUCAUUUUUAUUUACUUAGUUUACAUGUUUUAAUAAUUGUAAAGCGCUUAGAGCUUUAUGAUAAGCGCUAUAUAAAAAUGCCUAAAUAAAUAAAUAAAUAAAUAUUCAGCAAAUUCAUAUCAUGAUUCUGGAUAAUUUAAACCAACAUUGUGUUUAUUGGGACAUGGAUUUGAGAUGUAGGAAUUCACAGACUAUGAAUGGUUCGCACUUACUAGAAGUACUGUAGAUCUGUAAAUAUCUUUACAAUGUCUUCAGUUGCUUUUGCCGCUGCCAGAUUAUUCACCAAAUACUGCAGUUGUAACAAGAGUCCCAGUAACCGCAGAAAGUGCAAAAUGAAAUUUUUCAACAUUGAAGUUACUAAAAAUUUACUUGAGAUCACCAAUGUCUCAGGUUCUUUUGAAUGGAUUAUCAUCAACAUUGUCAAUUGAUCAAGACAUUGUUUCCACCCUUCACAAUUAAGAACUCUCAAUUUUUUUUUCUGUUUAAUUAGCUGCCCAUUUACCAUCUGAAAAUUAAGAUUUUCAACGACCUUGUUGAAUCUUUGAGCUCAGGGCAAUGUUUUUUUUAGAAAUUUCGUAAACUAAUCAAGUGAAAAAAUAUGUGGUAUGAUGUGUCCCAUUAUUAUGACCAGUAAGACCCAUUCGGGGUAUAUAAUGUCAAAGGCUCCACAAAAUUUAAUUUCCCAAAGUGUUUCCCCCCCACCCCUUUAAUGUUGGCCUUGGCCACUGCACCCAUUUUCCAGGUUUGAAAAAUAAUUUAAAAUAAGUUAUCAUCAAAUAAAUAAUGUUUUCCAUUUUUUUGCCUCUUCAGACUCUUGAUGCCUGGGAAAUAGUUGCAGUAGUGUUUUACUGCAUUCGGCUUAUAGCAAAUGUAAGUAAUUUGAUUUGUUAACUGUGUUUUUUGUCCUAUAACUUAGUCACUCAGUAGUUUCCUAAUGAGGCUACUUCUAUUGGUUAUGUAUACAGACUAUUGAUUGGUUGCCAUGACAACUGAGAGAGCCAGGUGUUUAUUACAUUCUCCAAUUUCAAUAAUUUAAUUUACAUUUUAAAAAAAAAUAGUGUUAGGGAAUGAAAAUGGCUCUACCAGUGUUGUUUAAACGUUACCAUGGAAACUUGGUCAGUGUAUUGAUCUCGAUUAACGUUUUUCCUCUACAGUGCUACUGCUUUGCUUGUGUGGUCUCACAGUAUCAAGAGUUAACAGAAGGACGUGGUACAUAUGAGUUUUUGUUUAAACCAGUAAGUUUCUCUCUCUCUCUCUCUCUAUUUAUAUAUAUAUUAUUUUCUCUGUUAAGUUCAUUUGAACUGGAUUGGUCUUAUGCAUUCGUAAUGUAUCAAGAAAUCAUAAGUAUCUAAUUAACCUUUGGGCAUUUUUGUUUGUAAGAUGCAUUAUGGGUUUUGUCAGUGUGUUUAGUUGAUGGGGAGCAAGUGGCAUUAGAAAUAAUAUGAGGCUAAAAUUGUAUCUCUAAUUAAGCUUGGAGCUGUAUUUUGUAAAAAGAAGAAUGUAUCUGUAAAUUAAAAGAAAAGGUGUAAAAAUACUUAAAUGAAAGAAAAGGUUGUUUUAUUUAUGUUGUGACAUCUGAAGGGAUCUCCAUGUUAAAGUAACUCUUCAGUGGGACGAAAACAUUUAAAUGAUUUCACCUUUGUUAACAAUAGAUUUUCUUUUAUUUAAAACUUAAUUUAAUUUUUACUUUACUUGACGUUAAUUUGUGCCCCUGGCUUCACAAAAAUGUGUACCGCUGGUGAACAUUAAUUUUAACUCAUAUUGUUAAAGUUAAUUUUUAUUUUUGCUGUGCUCAAAUUUAUUGAUCAAUUAAGUAUUAAUUUUUUUAUCAGACCGUUUGACUAAAAAUUGAAUUAUAUUCAAACAGUGGAGGCGUCAAAUCGCUAGGACGGCACACCUUCCAGACUUUGAUGAGUACAAUCCACCCUAUGGUGCCACCCUUCCACCAUACAGUGAGGACAACCCAUUUAAAGAAUACUCACCGCCAAAUUACGACAAUGUUGUACAAGAAGGUGGCGAGUCGAACAGAGCCAGUAGCAGAGUCAGUGUCCAGUGCGAGGUCACACGCCACAUCAGGCCAGCAUCACAGCACACGGCUGAAGGUGUUAGGACCGCCACAACGGGAAGUUAUGAUGACAUUUCACUGUCCGGCAGUGCUGACACUUGCAUAGAAUACACAGACCUACGACAUCUUCCAAACUUACAUAGACACCUGGAUCGCUCUGGCUACAGCAGUGAGACAUUAAGCAGCACCCUGUCCCCUCUACAUUCGCGUACCUCUAGUUUCUUGAGUGACGAUGCUUCCAGCCAAAACAGUGUGCCGUACAGCAACCGGAGAUCGCAUGACAAGUCAUUAAAUGACAGCGGCAUAGCGAUGACGCCGUCUUCUGGUCGCCUCUUGGAGUUCUUGGAAAGAGACGAUAUUUGGUCCAAC
This is a messenger RNA of Lymnaea stagnalis (great pond snail), 5539 nucleotides long. NCBI's taxonomy places the organism in Eukaryota, Metazoa, Mollusca, Gastropoda, Lymnaeidae. The record is from the annotation of a GenBank genome assembly.